UUAAAAAGAUGGUGUAAUUAAAAAUAAUUCCAAAUAGGUUUCUUGUUUAUGCUCAUUUCCAUCUUCUCUUACCAUUCCAUCUACCUUUUCACCCAAAACUCCAAAACCAUUCUCACUUUGCCAUCACCCAAGACCAUCCACCUUCCGGCAGCGUUUUCCGGCAACUCGGCACCGUCCUUCCUCCUUUCUCAAUCGUUUACUUCUGUUCGUCCAGGGCACCAAAUAUCUUAGGACCGGCCCAGCAUCCACUCUCAGAUGGGUACAGUGAAGGGUGUGAUAUUGGAUGAAUCAGCACUCUUGGUUGAAGGAAAUGAUGAUGAUAAAAAUGUAUCUUUGCUACAGCCAGGAGUCGAAUCUCUCAUACGAACCCUCUUUCUGUCUGGAAUUCGUAUUGGAAUUGCUUAUAGUGUCGAUCUCACGGAUGAUAAGGUCAGUAUUCUGAAAAGAAUAGCUAGUUUAUACUCACUUCAUUGUUUUAUCUUAAAUGAUCCUGUAAAUGAAGUUGUUAUGCCUGAAUGGUGUAAUGUUGAAACUGGAAGUGUUAUUUAUUUGGUUUCUAGCAAGAAGGAGUUGUGUUUAUCGAAAUUAAGAAGCUAUAAUUGGUUGAUUGUUGUUAGGAAUGUUGUUGGUUGUGAAAGUUCAUGUGAAUUUGACACUUCAAAUGUGGUUUGGAUUGAAAAUUUAGAGGAGUUUCCAUUGACAAUUUGUCGGUUGAAUAAGAGGUUUAGUGGAAACAAUGUUUUGACUGUUGGUUAUGUAAUGAAGCCUUCUCGUGUUGAAGAUUUUGCGAAGAGGGGUGUGUUUCCUUUGUGUCCUACACAAAAUGGGUUGAUGUUUGUGCCUCUUGUGUCAAAACUUCCUUUGUCAUCUCAAUUAAAGGAUGUUGACAUUGUCCUUCAUAAAGCUACUGAUGAAAUAUUAUCAAUUGAAGAGGACAAACUUACUUUUACCCAAAACAUGCAAGAACUGCAAAGAUAUUUGGAUCAGCAUCAGGAUUUAUGUGUGGUUGAUCCAUUGAAUAACAUUUAUCCGUUAUUGGAUCGACUAGAAAUUCAACAAGUUCUUCUUGGUUUGUUGGAACUGAAUAGUGAAGGCAGAUAUUUGAUCAGAGGGGCUCAUUUUCUUAAGGUUGAUAAUUUUAUUGAGUUUAAUUUUGCGACUGGAUUAGCUGAUGCUGGAUUGUCUCUUCCUUGUAUUGUGAAACCUAAAGUUGCUUGUGGUGUCAGUGAUGCUCAUAAGAUGGCAAUAGUUUUCAGAGUUGAUGAUUUUAAGAAUUUAAGUGUUCCUCUUCCAGCGGUUAUUCAGGAAUAUGUGGAUCAUUCGUCCACUUUGUACAAAUUUUAUGUGUUGGGCGAGAAAGUUUUCUAUGCCGUCAAAAAGUCGAUACCGAAUGCUGAUAUUUUGACAAAAUUCUCUAAUGGUGAUGAUCUCAAACCGCUAUUGUUUGAUAGCUUGAAAUCUCUACCCACCACCGAAAGCAUCAUUGUGGAUUCUGGAGUCGGUAACAAUGGUACAACAAGUAAUGUGCCUAUUGACCUUAAGCUGGUUACAGAUGCUGCGAAUUGGCUUAGGCGAAGGCUUCAUCUCACAGUCUUUGGUUUUGAUGUUGUAAUUCAGGAAGGAACUCAUGAUCAUGUAAUUGUGGAUGUAAACUACCUCCCAUCGUUUAAGGAAGUACCUGAUGAAAUUGCUAUCCCCGCCUUCUGGGAGGCCAUUAGAAAUAAGUUUGACAGUAAGUUGUCUAAAUAAGCUUGUUCUUGAACUUUGUGACUGACAUUUUGCCAUUGAUUGCAUCAGACCUUUGAUCAUGGCACCUGAUCUUAACAUGCUAGAAAUGAAGUUGAAUAACACAUUAUUGCAUGUUUGAAGUUUGAAUUACUCCACACUUGUUGGCUGUUAUUAAUCUAAUUUAAUGUAAUGCUUCUGCUAUUUGGCGUUA
Cicer arietinum (chickpea) is the source of this 1939-nucleotide messenger RNA. Its product is annotated as inositol 1,3,4-trisphosphate 5/6-kinase 4. The record is from RefSeq and is a predicted model, not a curated record. Gene Ontology annotation, cellular component: cytoplasm. Gene Ontology annotation, biological process: inositol trisphosphate metabolic process. NCBI's taxonomy places the organism in Eukaryota, Viridiplantae, Streptophyta, Magnoliopsida, Fabales, Fabaceae. Gene Ontology annotation, molecular function: magnesium ion binding; ATP binding; inositol-1,3,4-trisphosphate 5-kinase activity.